GCCCGUGGCGUUCCCCACUUAGGCGCGGCCGACGACCCGGCUUCCCUGCCGCCGGCCCGGCGGAGCUGCAGACGGUGUCCCGCGAGAGGCGGAGCCGCUCCCAAGAUGUCGCAGACGGCCAUGUCCGAGACCUACGAUUUUUUGUUUAAAUUCUUGGUUAUUGGGAACGCGGGGACUGGCAAGUCUUGCUUGCUUCAUCAGUUUAUUGAAAAAAAAUUCAAAGAUGACUCAAAUCACACAAUAGGAGUGGAAUUUGGCUCAAAGAUAAUAAAUGUUGGUGGUAAAUAUGUAAAGUUACAGAUAUGGGACACAGCAGGCCAAGAGCGAUUCAGGUCUGUGACAAGAAGCUACUACAGGGGUGCGGCAGGGGCGCUGCUCGUCUACGACAUCACCAGCCGAGAAACCUACAAUGCGCUUACUAAUUGGUUAACAGAUGCCAGAAUGCUCGCGAGUCAGAGCAUCGUCAUCAUCCUCUGUGGGAACAAGAAGGACCUGGACCCCGAUCGGGAAGUCACUUUCCUAGAAGCCUCCCGAUUUGCUCAGGAAAAUGAGCUGAUGUUUCUGGAAACAAGCGCACUAACCGGGGAGAACGUGGAAGAGGCCUUUGUACAGUGUGCGAGAAAAAUACUUAACAAAAUUGAAUCAGGUGAGCUGGACCCAGAAAGAAUGGGCUCAGGUAUUCAGUAUGGAGAUGCUGCCUUGAGACAGCUGCGGUCUCCACGCCGCGCACAGGCCCCGAGCGCACAGGAGUGUGGCUGCUGAAGCAGCACUGGGUGCACAGGUGUUCAUACAGUGGUAUUUGGGACACAGUUGUUGGAGCUUCAAGAAGUUUUUUUUUUUAACCACCACCUUUUUCUACUUUAAAUGGAAGUAGAUCUUUGCGUAAAAAAAAAUAAUUUGGGUUGUUAUGCAAGCUAGUAGAUGUGGCACAGCAAACGUAUAAUAAAUCCAGUUCAGUGGACAAGACCAUUAAAUGUACACACGUAUGUAAAAAUGUUCUGUUCCGUAUUCGCCCUUUCACCCCGGUUUGAAUCCUGGCUGUGUGCUGUAUAUAUGCUACUCCAGUACGUCUCCACAGCAUGGUAUCUGAUGUGUGGUAUGAUCGAUAGAGCGUUGCACUAAAUGCAGUCUAAUACUUUAUUUUUUUUAAUCGUCUGGACUAAAAUCUGUUCAUUGUGAGGUGUGCUUUGAUCAUCGUGUCGGUUAUAUUGCACAGUUGGUUAUGUUUAUGACCUGAUAUUCAGAGACUCUGGCAUUGAUCGCCAAUGCAGUGCGUAGUUAAUUCCAUUCACCACAGUCCACAAGGUGUUAUGCGAGCCACACUCGAAACACUAGAUCAGUAGUUACUCACAUACCAAAACAAAAUGCAAAAUG
This is a messenger RNA of Lipotes vexillifer (Yangtze River dolphin), 1374 nucleotides long. It is a transcript of the gene RAB4A, whose product is annotated as RAB4A, member RAS oncogene family. Gene Ontology annotation, molecular function: GTP binding; GTPase activity. Lineage: Eukaryota; Metazoa; Chordata; Mammalia; Artiodactyla; Lipotidae. The record is from RefSeq and is a predicted model, not a curated record. Gene Ontology annotation, biological process: Rab protein signal transduction. The coding region runs from base 106 to 762 and encodes 218 amino acids. The transcript is spliced from 8 exons.